This is a messenger RNA of Ixodes scapularis (black-legged tick), 729 nucleotides long. RefSeq names its product mRNA decay activator protein ZFP36-like. Bases 1 to 729 code for a protein of 242 amino acids. The transcript has 3 exons. Gene Ontology annotation, molecular function: metal ion binding; mRNA binding. NCBI's taxonomy places the organism in Eukaryota, Metazoa, Arthropoda, Arachnida, Ixodida, Ixodidae. The record is from RefSeq and is a predicted model, not a curated record.
AUGGCGAUGAGGGUGACGGAGCGGCGCCAGCGGCAUCGCAAGGAUGUGCGGAAGCACGUGACCUUGAUGCGGCGCGUGGCCCAGCAAGCCGUCUCCGAGCUGGACCCUCGGGACCCGCGUCCGGCCCCGAGCCCCCCCUGGUGGUCGACGGUGUUCUCGAGCCGCUACAAGACCGAGCUCUGCCACCACCUGGAGGAAGAGGGACGCUGCAGCUUCGGUGCCGGCUGCGUGUACGCCCACUCCCGCAGCGAGCUCCGCCCUAUCCAGAGGCACCCCAAGCACCGGUCCCAGCUCUGCAAGGACUACCAUGACGACGGCUUCUGCAGCUUCGGUGCGCGCUGCAGCUUCAUCCACGCCCAGCGCGACCUGGCGGCGCUGCUCGAAGAGAUCGGUCGGAGUUCCGCCCACGUGCACCCGAUGCCCGAGAACCCGGGCUCCCGCUGCCAGAGCCUCUCCGGGUCGUCCGCGCCUUCUGGAUGGUCGUCGCCCGCGAUGGCCGUCCCCGCCAAGCCGGCCAACUCUAGGAGACAGCGAGGCCGACCGGCUGCCAAGAUCCGCGAGCCGCGUCGCAGCGUGGCGCCCUACCACGACGAUCGGCCCGUUGCUCGGACCCCGACGCUCCUGGACCGGCCGCUGGAGCCCGGGUUUCGAAAGCGCUGGGGCGUCCACUGGCAGGAACUGCCUCGAAGGAGGCUCCAAGUCUUCGAGAACAUGUGUCCUCAGAAUUAA